Molecule: messenger RNA, 2535 nt
Organism: Stylophora pistillata
Lineage: Eukaryota; Metazoa; Cnidaria; Anthozoa; Scleractinia; Pocilloporidae
Source: RefSeq, a predicted model, not a curated record
UUCAGCGCACUUUCAUACACGGAAAAAUUAGCCAAUGUUGACAAAUUUUACCUUUUUGCAGCUGUAUAAAGGGGCGUUCUUAGUUCAAUUAAUUGACUCAACCUUAAAAACACCGAAAGGACUCUAUUGAAAGGGCUUAACAUGGCUAAAAGACAAGGAAAAAAAGAAAUUGCGGUGCGCGAGGAAGAAGAAAAGCAUACAGAACAGAUGAAAAUGGAAUUAGAGGAUGAAAUAUCUAAACUCCCUCCAGACAAUCCCUCAAAAUGCGAAGGUCUCAUCCGAAGGUUGUACCAAAAAAUUGACGAUCUUAAAAAGCAAGACGUCAAAAGUGAUCUCCUGAAUCAGCUACGAUCUGUCUCAUGCUAUGGAUUAGAUAAGGAGCUCAAAGACAUGAUGGAGAAAAAUGGUUUGGAGUUCGAAGGACUUGAACUCGUGGUACACUACCUAACAAACAAGACAGAACUUGCAAAAUACUUCCAUGUCAAUCCUCAAGAAGUUGUCGACAAAAAUGGCCUGAGUGUCAUUAAAAGACGACUGGGACCAAGUCUGGAAGUGCUUGGUGGCUUGAGCUCCAAAGGAAUUGAUGUUGAACAAGACUGGGUCAAGGGGUUGGUUAAAAGGGCUCCAUCUCUUCAAGCGCUCAGUCGUAUCUCCGCCAAAGACCUUGAUGAACUUAAAGCCAAUCCUGGUGAAAAGAACGAGGUUAACCGCUUGUUGAAAGCUGAAUUCAAAGACACCGAUUCUUCUGAAGCUGAAAAAGCUGGCACAGAGAAGAAAGCUAUAGAUGAAGAAAAGCUAGAAAAGGCUAAGGAGCUAAUGAAAGAGGCAAGUGAAAAGGCAAAAGAGGAGUCAGAAGAAGCAAAAAAAGCAGUAAAUGAGAAGAUGGCUGAAAUUGGAAAACUCCUUCAGCUGCCAGCUGAUUGGAACAAACAGGAGACUGGGAAAGGCCCUAAAGAACUGUUGGGUCAAUUGAAUGAUAUAAUUGAACAAUUCGACCUUGCCUUAGAAGUUAGCGAGAGUUACAAAAGCGAUCUUGAAAUAGUUCAGAAAGCCAGUGGAGGCCGAGCACUCUGUGGAAUCUAUCACUCAGAGUACGACCCGCCAAAAACGGCUGAGGGACCUCUCAUCCUCGUGCCCACAGAGGUAACACUUGGUAGUCCAAAUAACUCUCAGCAGAUCAAUUACCUGAAGUUCUCAGAGAGCAUGGCUGCCUCAAGAUACACUCAAGCCGUAAAAUCGUCAAGCACUAAUAUUGGGUUUAGUGUCGGUGGUUUCCUGGAACUUUUCGUUGGAGAAGCUCACGGUAGCUACGCCUCUAGCUCCGAAAGUCAAACGGCAAGCACAGUAAAGACAAAAACCAGUAGUGUCUCUGUUCUGCAAUAUGUUUGGAUUGCAACCAAGACGUUCAAAAUAGAGCAAGAGCAGAUGAGGCUGUCCAUGAGUGCAAGGAAGAUGGCAAGGUCCAUUAUGGACGCUACUGAAGAUAAGAGAGCUGAAGCAGCUCGUCGAUUCAUGAAUCGCUACGGAAGUCACUUUCCAGCCGGUCUGCACUCACUUGGCGGUGUCCUUUUUCGAAUUGUAGACGCAGAGAGCAGUGCGGAAAUAGAAACGUCUGUCUUCACAGAGAAAGCAGCGGAACAGCUUCAAGGGCAAAUAUCGGUUGGCUUCCUUGGAGCAGCAUUUGGAAUCGGAGCCAGCAUACGCGGUGGAUAUAGAAAAGCUAGUGGUGAGGUACACGCGGAGGAGAAGAAGGCUGAAGCUGCUUCUUAUAGGUUCUCCUUCCAGGCCAUGGGUCCAGCAGCCACAAACCCUACCACGUUCACUAAGUUACUUGCAAACAACUCUACCUGGGCUUUAAUUGAUCGUGGUAGUUCUCAGGCUUACAUACCAGUUUGGGAACUGUUAACAGACCUUGGUGACCCUGCCUUCGCAGCUGCAGCCGGAGUCCUAGAAAAAACUUGGACAAACGACGAGCUGAAAAAAAGUAAGAAGAUUGCUCGCGCUGAACACAAAAUAUACGAUCUCAUCAGGGGAGACCUAGGAGUGAUGACAGAUGGUUACAUAAACAAGAAACCAGAUCCAAAGGGUUACGGACACAGGCCAAAAAAUGCUGCUCAACUGACACUUGACUUCCCAACAAUCAACUUGUCGCGUGCAGAUGCCUACACCAAAGCUGUAGACAUCAUUAUGGAAGAUCCAAGGUACCGUAUUUGCGAAAUUGCUUGGUGUGUUGGAGAUUUGUACACAUUAUGUUGUUGGCAGGCCACGGAAAAGGCAGCAAUGACCUACGAACAACUCAGUGGAGAACAUGUCCUGAUCUACAGUAAAAUGAUAUUCCGGUGGAAAGAUGGAGUUCCAACUGUAGAUUAAAAGGUGUUCUUAUAAAAUUGAAGGUUAGAGUAAUCAGGCAGAUUGAUUGGUCGUAGUACUCUAAUCCUGAGUAAAUACGUGUAACGUAAGUCCACCCCUUUUUGAUCCUUCAUCAAAAUGGCGGCUAAAGUAGAAAUCUAUUUUAUGGAAAAUUAACCCCAUAGC